This is a messenger RNA of Penicillium nucicola, 999 nucleotides long. RefSeq names its product CAAX prenyl protease RCE1. NCBI's taxonomy places the organism in Eukaryota, Fungi, Ascomycota, Eurotiomycetes, Eurotiales, Aspergillaceae. The transcript is spliced from 4 exons. The record is from RefSeq and is a predicted model, not a curated record. Gene Ontology annotation, cellular component: endoplasmic reticulum membrane. Gene Ontology annotation, molecular function: metalloendopeptidase activity. Bases 1 to 999 code for a protein of 332 amino acids. Gene Ontology annotation, biological process: CAAX-box protein processing.
AUGGCUCCUGUCAGCAUGUUGGCUCGUAUCAAGAAUGAACCAGCGCUGUCAAAUCAGACGGUCGCUCUUUUCUCAGUCCUGCUCACAUUACUCUACGUGGUCCCAUUCUACCUGUCCCCAACGACAAGACCAUCGCCAAGCCUAAGCCGCGAUGCACCCUCCGUCAUCAGGGCCCGCAUCCGCACCGUGACAGGUUCCUGCAUCUUCAGCUCGGGAAUCGUGCUCUGGCUCGCCGUAGAAGAAGGCAACACCUCCCUCGCAGCCGGCCUGCGCCUCCUCGGCUGGUGGCCCGUCGGCGUGCUCGAAGUCGUCCGCACGCUCCUGUUAACCGCCAUUCUCUUUACGGGCCCGCUCUUCGAGCGCGGCAUCGUCGAGGGCGAAUGGCGAGUCUGGUUCCGACGCAGCAAGCUCUCAGAGAGUCUGGGUGGCUGGAUCGGAUGGAGGAAUUACGUCGCCGGCCCGAUUACCGAAGAAGUCAUGUUCCGCUCGGCCAUCAUCCCCCUGUAUCUCCUGGCGCAAGAAUCGCCGGGCCGGAUUGUCUUCAUUGCGCCGUUGUAUUUUGGCAUUGCGCAUAUCCAUCACUUCUAUGAGUUCCGGCUGACGCAUCCCGAUACGCCUGCGCUGGCGGCGUUGGCGCGCUCGCUCUUCCAGUUUGGGUACACGACGAUCUUUGGCUGGUAUGCGACGUUUGUCUAUUUGCGGACGGGCUCGUUGCUGGCUGUGAUUGUGAUCCACAGCUUCUGUAACUGGUGUGGGCUGCCGCGGUUCUGGGGUCGUGUGGAGCCUGGGGAAUUGAUGGGCCCGCCUUUUAUGCGUGGCAAGGAGGAUUCCGAGGGGAGUGAGGGUGAGGGUGGGGUUGGGGAUGGGUCGCUGGGUGUUGGGUGGACGGUUGCGUAUUAUGUGCUUCUGGUUGUGGGGGCUGUUGCGUUUGCGCAAUGUUUGUGGCCGUUGACGGAGUCUUAUCAUGCUCUGGUUUCUUUCUCCGGGAAGUCUGUUUAG